Armigeres subalbatus is the source of this 806-nucleotide messenger RNA. RefSeq lists its product as uncharacterized. The transcript has 2 exons. The record is from RefSeq and is a predicted model, not a curated record. NCBI's taxonomy places the organism in Eukaryota, Metazoa, Arthropoda, Insecta, Diptera, Culicidae. Bases 204 to 806 code for a protein of 200 amino acids.
GCAUCAGCGCCAUCCAAUGAAUCGAAUACGCCGGUUCGCAACGAUAGAUUAUUGGAAUAUGAAGUUAUUCCAGGAUAUUCGGCAUCAGGUACGUUGGAAAGUUACCAGUUGUCCCAACAAAGUACCCUAACUCAGGAGACUCGAUCCUAUUAUCUGGCACGGCUUCAAAUGUUAACACUUCACUAUCAAGUGGGGCUGAAGUUAUGUCGACACCAAUAUCGAACCAACUUCCGUUGAAAACUAUCACCGUAUCCCAAGGAAAUCCUAAUGAAUCGUCGUCAUUCAACGCCGCCUGUCAUGCUAAUCAAAUUGCCGGUAGCUCAAGGGCAAUGACACCUAUUGCUGCGAAGACAUCCCAGUCUAGUGUGAACAAGAUCGAUGAUACAAUGCAGUCGUCGAAGAUCAUCCAAGGCAGUGACGGACGGAAAUAUGUAGAAAUGGGAUAUGAUUGCUACGCCGAGCUACCAGGGGAGACGCAGUCGACAGAGAAUGACGAAGUAAAGAUCGAUCUGGGUGAGAAUGAGAUACCAGGAAAUCUAACGGAUGAACUAAUAGAAGAACAGAACGAUGUUUCCUUUCGUGCGCUGUGCGAGCUUCAGAAUGAUAUUGCUGCUGCUAUGAAGUCAAGAUUGGAUGCAAUCGAAGCCAAAAUGGAUCAAAUACUUCUCUUCAUGGCCAAUAUAAAUAAGUUUAUGUCAAUGAAACAUUCAGGAAGUUCAACAUCGGAGAAAAAGCGAGAAUAUGAAGACUUCACUGAAUUCGAGAAGCUUUUCCUAUCAAGGAAGAAACUCAGAUGGCUGCUUUGA